CGGCCCCGACGCCGCUGCGCGGGAGGAUGCCCGCCAGCCCCCUGCCUGCCUGGAGCAGCGGACCCGUGUUCUUCAAGGACGUGGCCGUGGACUUCAGCCCGGAGGAGUGGGAGCUGCUGGCGCCGGCCCAGCGGGAGCUGCACCGCGACGUGAUGCUGGAGACCUACCGCAGCCUGGUCUCGCUGGGGCAUCAGUUCUACAAGCCGAGGCUGAUCAUGUGGCUGGAGCAAGGGCAGGAGCCUUUCCUCAGGGCCCCGGCGGCGCCUGCAGCCCCCCGGCCGAGUGGCUCGGGCACCAGCAGUGGCGGCACCAGCAGGGGCGGCGCCCGCGCAGACAAGAAAACCAAGCCUACUCCAAAGGCAUCGUUUCCAAAGUCAGGCACUUCUAAGUCCUCAUCUCUGGGGAAGGCGAGAAAAGCCACCCAACAAGGUGCCAAGACAAAAAAGACUUUGGCAAUUAAGGACAGGUCACCACAGGACAGGCACAAAUCGGAUCCAAGGCCGGCUACAGGCUCGGGCAAAAAAAAUCCACCUGGCACAAAGGGGCCUGAAUCUGUGACCUCGAGGGACACCUUGAGUCAACCAUCAACAAGUGUGACGCCACAGGGCACCCCUGGGGGGCAGAAGACCCCGACAAGAGAUACUCAUGCGAAAACAGCAGGCACAAGCUGCACAAAGCACCAUCGUCGGAUAGUCAGAGUCGGGAAACCUCACUUCAAAUGUAAAGAAUGUGGGAAAACCUUCAACCAGACCCUGCACCUCAUUGAGCAUGAGCGUAUCCAUACUGGAGAGAAGCCGCACAAAUGCGACAAGUGUGGGAAAUCCUUCCGGCACAGCUCCUACUUCUUCACGCACUACAGAAUCCACACGGGAGAGAGGCCCUACAAGUGCAAGGUCUGUGGGAAAGCCUUCAACAGCAGCUCCACCCUCAACAGCCACUACAGGACCCACACAGGGGAGAAGCCCUUCCGAUGCGAUGAGUGUGGGAAAACCUUCAAGCAGAGCACAAAACUCACUCGUCACCGGCGCGUGCACACCGGGGAGAAGCCCUACCGCUGUGAAGAGUGUGACAAAUGCUUCAGCCGCAGCUCCUCCUUGACAGAACACAAGAGAAUCCACACAGGGGAGAAGCCGUACCACUGUAAAGUGUGUGGGAAAGCCUUCCGCUGUAAUUCCCAUCUGUUUGAGCACCAUCGGAUUCAUCAAGAGGAGAAGGCCAACCAGUGUAAAGAGUGUGGGAAAACCUUCCGCAGCGGCACCCACCUGGUCGAACACAAGAAGAUUCACCACCCGUUGACCCGGAAGGAGUGCCAGCACUGUGGGAAAGCCUUCACCAGGAGGGCGGCCCUAAUCACACACCAGAAAACCCAUGGUAAGUGCCACAACUCCCGGUGUGAGGGAUGCAGGAAGUCUCGGGGCCAGCCAAGCAUCCAGCGACACCAGCGACUGAAUGCCAAAGACAAGCCGUGCGUGUGCCCCGACUGCGGGAGAUCUUUCAUUGACAACUUAACACUCAUCAACCACCGCCAAGCCCACACCGUGGAGAGAAAUUAUCCGUGCACCAAAUGUGAGAGGAGCUUUGGGCAGCUCUCCUCCCUGGCGCUGCACCAGAAGAUGCAUUCCAGGAAGGGGGACUAAACUCGGGGCAGGAGAGCCUCGGCUGGCGCGAGGGACGUCAUGGUCCCCAGAGAAGUCAAAUUGAGGGUACUGACACGAGGAAUAGUCCCUUAUGUGUCAUGACAGGAUUUCUAGAGUAGACCCAGAGUUCUCGUUUGGGGGCGAUGGGACGCUGUUCCUUGCUUGGAUAUUUGGGGGUGUUCUUGAUUGUCCAUCUUGGUUCUGCUACUGCCUUUACUGGGUAGCUACCCAAGGCACCUCUCAGUAUCUCAGACCACACGGUGCCCCCUCCCCUGAACGUUCCAGCUCCAGAUGCCAACAGUGGCGUUACAAGUAACUGAACUUGAAAAGGAACUCAGCGUCUUGUUGCUGUCCAUACAGUCCUGGGAACUGCAUGUGGCUCUUCACGUGUAAAUUCAUCAACAUAAAUACAAGUUUCUCUGCCACACCAGCCAUGUUCGUGGCCAGGGGUGCUGGGGGACAGCACCAGGACCUGGCAUUUCCUCUCCCUGGAAGAUUCCAUCCGUCUCAGCAUCCCUUGGCCUCUCUCACACUAUCAGACUUCUCAAGCAGUUCCGAGAAGGGUGACUGUGGGAGCUGCGGAGCAGGGGAGGCCCAACGCAGCAUGGCAGAGGGGAUCUUUUCAUAAAUGGUGAUUAGAGACUCUUGGCAUCUGUGGAUGGUUCUGGGAAGGGGAUUUGAUCUUUUGGGAUUGGCCAAUACCCUGCCCGAAGGACACCCCCUUCUUCUUGGAGCUGGAGAACCGACCCGUUGCUGAUAAUGUGGUUGGCCGAUGCCAACAUCACCCCUGGCACUUUCACCUGGAGAGGAGUCCCGUGAAAAGCAACUAACCUGAGCCCCACCGACAGGUGGGAGGCCCGGGUGCGCUGACCCUCCUGCUGCUUGCCAGUGGUUACUAUUUCAACGUUUGCAUGAAAAUCAAGCCUCUUUUGCUAUUUUUAUAUCACACUCUUUCAAAUUCUUAUGAUCCAGAUUUCCACAAAACGUCUUUUCGAACAAGCGGGGAGCUGUUUGUAUUUCUCUUGCAUGUCUCUGCCCUUUGGGCAGACAGAGCUUUCCUGAGGCAGGAGCUGGCCCAGAGGACGCUGUCCAUUGUGACUGGACAAACUCUGGCCCAGCUUACUGCCUUUUUUUUUUGCAAAUAAGGUUUGACCGGCACACCCACACCCACUUUUCAUGGAUUGCCGAUGCUGCUUUUGUGUUUGCGGCGGCAAACCCGAGUAGCUGGGUCCGAGCCCCGAUGGCCCGUAAAACCGUAUUUGCUGAUAUGCUCGACACAAAACGUUGACUGAGCCCGGCUCUGGGCUUACAAGCAACCGAGUAGGUUGGGAGGGUGGGGGUGGUUCGAAGAAGAAGAGAGGCGUCCUGGAGCUUCUGCUCUGCACCGAGACCCCCGCUGUCCGGCCAGCACCCCAGCACGCAUUGUCGUGUGUGUGGGGUCCGAGUGCUCAAAGGACACCUUGGACAAAACACUUCUUACCCUGAUUUCGUGCCCACACCAUUCCCUUUCACCUAAAAAGCACCGCUGCGGCCUUCUGAGGUGACCUCACGGAAGCGUCGUGGGGCACAAAAGGCAGCCUGGACAGCCCCGCCCGGCCGUGGGCGACUGGACCCCCGGCCUCCUUCGUCUUCUUCUGCGCUGACAUCUUCCUUUCCAGUGAUUUUCACGAUCCUGGCCAAUUUCUGGUGGUUUUUUUUCUGUGGAUUUCUGCUGGGGCGCCUGGUCGUGUCCCCAUGGGGCCCCCUGUCAGCAGCGGCAGGAGCUGGCUGUGGCCGUGUUGGGGCCACGGGCACGACCACGUGGGACACGGUGGGACUGGGUGGAGUGACUGAGCCCUGGUCAUUUCUGUCAAAGGGGAGGCAGGGCCAGAGGGACGUGUGUACACGCAUGCACGUGCGCCAUGCGCUCAUCCAGCGCGCGAGCCUGUUGUGAAGCAACCAGAGGGCGGUGGUGACCUGGCAGAGUCGACACUGGGGGCACGGUGGAGGCAGGAGGCUUGGCCUGGAUGGAGAUGCGCUUUUCAUCGUGCGACGUCCACGCCGUUAGAAGUGGCGGGCACUGCAGAGGCCGUGGCCCUGACACCCACAUCCCCACCAGGGUCUGGACUUCACAGAGACGCAGCUGGCCCUGGAACAGCAGACCACGUGUCCACCCGGGAGCCGGAGUCCGGGUGAUCAGGUCUGGGCACGAGGAGCCCCGACGGGCAGCGGCGCCCGCCCUCCUCCAGCCUCCCUCUGCGCUGGCCGGCUCGCCGGAGCCCGCCCUGUCCUGGGCCCUGCCGUGUGACCGGCGGGGCCCUGGGCUGGGGAAUCCUGGGUCCCGGAUGAGCUGGUGGCACCGAGCCCCGAGCUCGCCCGGGUCCGCGGCGGCUCCAAGGGCUGGGAGCUGCGGGCUGACGGCAGCAUUUUCUGUAGAGUAUAAGAAUCACAGUAUUCGGACAACAGCGUAGCGUCCAUUUUACAUAGCCUUGUGCUUCGCCCUUGUAUCUUAAGUCCCAGCAUGUACUCGCUCUAGACCCGCUCUGCGUUCCGCCCGGCCGAAGCCUCGGGCCGCGUCUGAGUGGACGGCCAGCCCUUGGCGGCCGUGCCCGGAAUAAAGCAGACCCGAGGGUCGCCUUCA
Molecule: messenger RNA, 4257 nt
Organism: Talpa occidentalis (Iberian mole)
Lineage: Eukaryota; Metazoa; Chordata; Mammalia; Eulipotyphla; Talpidae
Product: zinc finger protein 383-like
Exons: 4
Coding region: 27-1637 (536 amino acids)
Biological process (GO): regulation of transcription by RNA polymerase II
Molecular function (GO): DNA-binding transcription factor activity, RNA polymerase II-specific; RNA polymerase II cis-regulatory region sequence-specific DNA binding
Source: RefSeq, a predicted model, not a curated record